AUGAGAGUUUCCCCAUUGAAUCACUACCAGUUGGUGGACAUAAAACCAGACCCUGACCUCCAACUGGCUUCAACAAAGAGCCAUCUUGUCCAUGGCUGCACCUCCUUUAUUUGCUUUGGUCGUGCAGCCACAGGACCUGAGAGUAGUCCAUCUCACCUGAAACUAGACCCUUCCCUCCACCCACAACCACAACCACAACCACAACCACAGGAUGAUCUUAAACAUUCUCCUGAGUCUGAAAAGGUCACCAAAACUUGUACCACUGAUCUUGAUCUUGAUAAUUUUGAAAACAAAAAUGGAGAUGCUUUAAAGAGCAGCUUGAAGAGACCAAAAACGAGUGUUAUUGCUUCUGUUGAUGUUAAUGGGGGUGAAUGUAAGAACGAGUGUGGUGAUACAGAAACAAGAAAAGUGCAAUGGACAGAUGUGUUUGGGGGAGAGCUAUUUGAAAUUCGUGAAUUUGAGCCAAGUGAACACGAUGGCUCAGAUGAUGAAUCUAACUGGAAUGAAGGAACAUGUACGUGCAUGAUAAUGUAAUUUGUACUCCACCACCACCACCACCACCACAAUCAACAGCAUCACCGCCAAUACUGCCGCCACUCACAUAUCUACAUCUGUCUAUAUAUCAUUACUUAUGGAGUUCAGUUUUGUUUAUUUAAGGGCUUUCCCUUUUGUUUAUGUUCUUGUAGGCAGUUGUGUUCUUUGUUUGUUUCAAAAUAAUGUGCUGUUUGAUUUCCAUAUUUUAUUUUAUUUUUGUGUUAAUUUGAGAGUAGGUUUUUGUUUUCUAUUAGUUUUUAUGUAAUGGGAAUUUUGAGAAAGUUUAAAUUUAUGUAGCAGUUAUGAUGUUGUUGGUUACAA
Messenger RNA from Lactuca virosa, 855 nucleotides. The record is from the annotation of a GenBank genome assembly. NCBI's taxonomy places the organism in Eukaryota, Viridiplantae, Streptophyta, Magnoliopsida, Asterales, Asteraceae.